Messenger RNA from Hypoxylon fragiforme, 1113 nucleotides. RefSeq names its product alanine dehydrogenase. Bases 1 to 1113 code for a protein of 370 amino acids. The transcript has 2 exons. Gene Ontology annotation, molecular function: saccharopine dehydrogenase (NAD+, L-lysine-forming) activity. Gene Ontology annotation, cellular component: cytoplasm. NCBI's taxonomy places the organism in Eukaryota, Fungi, Ascomycota, Sordariomycetes, Xylariales, Hypoxylaceae. The record is from RefSeq and is a predicted model, not a curated record.
AUGCCUACUGUCAUUCACCUAAGGGCCGAGACCAAGCCAUUGGAACGUCGUUCUCCAUUGUCGCCCGUGUCCGCCAAAGCUCUUCUCGACGCCGGCUACGUCGUUCGCGUUGAGCGAUCGUCCGACCGCAUCUACAAAGAUGAAGAGUUCGCGGCCGCUGGCGCAGAGCUGAUCCCCGCUGGAUCGUGGUUGAAGGCUCCGCGCGAAGACAUCAUCCUCGGCCUGAAGGAGCUCCCCGAGGACGACAUCCCGUUCCCCAACCCGUACAUCCACUUCCAGCACUGCUUCAAGAAGCAGACGGGCUGGGCCGCUUCGCUUGCCCGCUUUGCGCGCGGCGGUGGUACGCUAUACGAUCUCGAGUUCUUGACCAACCCAGAUGGCCGUCGCGUCGCUGCGUUUGGCUAUUGGGCUGGUUACGCUGGCGCCGCCAUUGCUCUCUUGGCUUGGGCUCACCAAUUGACCAGCCCAGGGACUCCCCAAGGUCCCGUACCGGUCUUCGACACCGCCCCUGUUUUGGCCGAGCACAUCAAGUCAACCAUUGAGGCUCCGCUACGCGCCAAUGGAGGCAAGCCCCCCCGCGUCAUCGUCAUUGGUGCCCUUGGACGAUGUGGAAAGGGCGCCGUGGACUUCUGCACCGCCAUAGGCAUUCCCGAGUCGUCUAUCUUGAAGUGGGACAUGGCCGAGACUGCCCCUGGCGGCCCCUUCCCUGAGGUUGCUGAGUCCGACAUUUUCAUCAACUGUGUCUACCUCGGUCCUAACCGUACCCCCCCUUUCGUAACUUUCGAGUCUCUUGCCACGCCGGCAAGACGUCUUCGUGUAAUUUGCGACGUCAGCUGCGACCCCAACAGCGAAAACAACCCUAUCCCUAUAUACUCCACCUACAGCUCGUUCAACAACCCGACGACCGGUCUCACGCGCGAAAUCGAGGGCCCAGAACUGCGAGUGAUCGCCAUCGACCAUCUCCCGACCUUAGUAGCUCGCGAAGCCAGUGACGAAUUCUCUAGUCUGUUGCUGCCUAGCCUGCUCACCCUGGACCGCCGGGACAGCGAGGGUGUCUGGACAAGGGCGGAGGCGACCUUCAAGAAUAGGGUCUCCCAGUUACCUCAAGCAUAG